GAUAGAGGAAGAGGAAAAAGCUCAAAACCCCCCACCACCAGCGCCAACCACAACAGCUACAACCGAAGCCUCUGACCAGAGAGAGGGAAAGGGGAAAAAAAAACUAACACAUUACAAAAAAAAGAAAAAAAGAAUUCAUAACCUCCAUGGAAGAGAGAGGGAAGAAGAGCACGACCAAGAACAAGAAGCAGAAACAAAACCAGACAAAACCCACUUCGGACAUCUCCUUCAAACCAUCCUCCGACGUAAAGGGUCUUAAAUUCGGCGGCCAGAUCAUCGUCAAAUCCUUCACAAUCCGACGAGCUCGACCGCUCGAGCUCCUUAAACUCCUCUCCCUCCCUCCGACAACCAGGAACCCUCAAAUCUCGCCGGAGUUUCUGUCGGCGACGGCGUAUCUCCCGACAAACUUCACGAUCCUGGCCCACCACGCGUGGCACACGUUAACCCUCGGUCUCGGAACUCGGAAAUCGAAGGUCGUCGUGUUCGUGUUCGAGUCGGAGACGAUGAAAACGGCGGUGGAAUCGAUCUGGCCGCCGGAGAUUCCUCUAGGCGAAGUGAACAAGAAGAUGAUAAGAGGGCUGAAGGGUUGCGAGAUGGCGAGGUUCAAGUUCCGAAAAGGGUGUGUCACGUUCUACGUGUACGGCGUACGGAACGCCGGAAACAAUGGUUUCGCGGCGGCUGAGGAGUUGAAGGUAAUUUUGCAGGCGGUGGUUGCUCUCAAGGACUUCUUGGAUCACACUGCUAUGUUGGCUUUGCCCCACCAAAGAUGCAUCAAUUACAAUUCUUCCCCUCAUCCUGUUGCUAUGGCUCACUAAUUAGUAAUAAUAAUGAUAAUACGCCUUCUUUUCUCCAUUUUUUUUUUAUUUUUGAAAAUAAUUAUUCUUUUUUUAG
Messenger RNA from Tarenaya hassleriana, 891 nucleotides. RefSeq lists its product as uncharacterized. The record is from RefSeq and is a predicted model, not a curated record. The transcript has a single exon. Lineage: Eukaryota; Viridiplantae; Streptophyta; Magnoliopsida; Brassicales; Cleomaceae. The coding region runs from base 147 to 815 and encodes 222 amino acids.